AUGUAUAAAAGGGGUCGGAGAGUAUUCCUUCUAGUAUCAGUACUUCUAUUGAUAGGCAUUACUGUGAUUGUAAUAACUGGAGAUCAAGGAAAAGUGAUUGCCAUACCACAACCACAAAUUCCCUUUCUGCUUCAAACACCCAAGAAUAAAGCUGAGGAAGCGUUUUACAGUAGGGCGGUACAGUUGGCCGAUGACUUAAAGGCAACUGAACCACAGCUUGGAUCUGAGAUUCUUGAUACAAGAUCAAACUUCGAUACACAGAUUGUAUUGGGAACUGAAGAAAGUUUGUCGAAUGCAUUUGAUCCUCGAUUUACCUUUGGGUUAAUAUUGAAUGAUAUUUCGAAAUCAAAAGAUUUAAACAAUGUAGAGUUACAAUAUUUCCACUGGGGGGACUGGACUGAUAUAUCACAUCUAGAUGAUAAAGUAGUUAAAAAGGAUAAAAGAGAAUGUUCAUCAUUUAAAUUGAUAUUAAAGGGUAAACAAUCAGAGAUUGUGGAACCAACCACAUUUUGUUUCAACCAUAAAGAUAUUCCUAAACUUCUUGCUGAUCCAGAACUUGACGAAUCUUUCAAAAAAAGGGUUGAGAGGGCUAGAGACUUGCCAGAUCCUUCAAACUUUCAUAUAUUCCAAAAUGGUGGACGGUCUUCAAUGUCCAACAAGAUCAUCCAGGGUAAGGCAUAUUUAAAUGAGUUUAUGCCACCUCCACUGAGCAUUUUGUUGCUCGUUCCAGAUAAGGAUUUCUCCAACCCAAGAGGAAUCAAAGUAUCUGUUAAUCAAAAUCUUUCCAAUCAGAAAAGACUCAAAGACACUCCAUUGAUGCAAAACUACAUUGACCAAUAUCAGGGUAGCAGCCCUGUAAUUUUGGAUGUAAGUGAGCAAUUACAAGCACUUAAAGUUGACGCAUUGCAUACAAAUCCCGUGGAGAUGCCGGUACAAUUAUCACCUCAAUCGUUUGUAGAUAAGUCACAAGAAAUUUUGGCUGGAUUCAGCGAUAACGAUGGCGAAUUAACUUCCAUCCAUGAUAAAAGAUAUAUGGAAUCAUUAAAGUAUUCGCUUCAUUGUGAAGCUCCGCCGAAAUAUUUCUACGAGGCAAAACUUAUUAAAACAGAAAACAAAUGGCCAUUGGGAGCUCAUUAUGAUUGGAGAUUCUUCAACGGACUUAUGCAUGAAUCUGAAAAUUUAAAGCCAGUGAUUUCCAAUCUUUUAGCCAGUUGGUUCGAGCUAACCCAAACUUAUCAAUUGACUACCUGGGUUGCACAUGGAUCUUUACUCUCAUGGUACUGGAACGGAGGGUCAUUCCCAUGGGAUAAUGAUAUUGAUGUACAAAUGCCCAUUGCUGACUUACACAAGCUUUCACAUCAAUUCAAUCAAACUAUAAUUGUUGAUAUGGGUGGUAAUGAUGGAGAUCAGAUAAGAUACGGGAGAUAUUUCUUGGAUUGUGGAACAUUUAUCAGUCAUAGAAGUAGAGGUAACGGGCACAAUAAUAUCGAUGCUAGGUUCAUCGAUAUGGAUACAGGCCUUUAUAUCGAUAUUACCGCGUUGGCUGCAUCUGAUACAUUGGCACCAAAUAGAUAUGCAAAACUUGGAGGUGAUACCAAAUUCCCACUGAGUAUGGAGAGAAAUCAAAAAUUAAACCUCUACAACUGCAGAAACAAUCAUUUUGCACAAUUAAAUCAAAUAUCGCCCUUGACCCUUACAUAUGUUGAAGGUAUGCCUGCGUAUAUCCCGCAUGAUUAUCUUAGUUUGCUUGUCACUGAAUAUCAAGAGAAAAGUGUAAUUGAAAAAUCAUUCAAUGCUAUGAUUUUCAUAAAGAAAUUGCAACUUUGGAUCCCCAAGAAGAUCAUUCAAUUGUUUCUCUCUAAGAAUCCAGAAUAUCCUCAGAUGCUAGUAGAAUCUAACCAAUUGACAAGACUUGAAACCAGAGAAUUUGAUCAUUUUCUGACUUGGAAGGAUGAACAUUUUUUGAAAUUCUUACAAUAUAAUCCUACAAUUCUUGCAGAAUAUUUGGUUACUAGGAAUGUUACAGCAUUUCAUAGAGAAGAAAUCAAGAGACUAGAGUCCUUGGAUGGUGGGCAAAGUCUUUCUAACGAAGUUAAAAGAAAAUUCCCAAGAUUAAGAUCGGACUUGUGGAACAUUUUAAACAAGAAGAAACAAAUUAAAAAAUUAGAUAAGGUCACGGAUGUAAGAGGGUAG
[Candida] anglica is the source of this 2193-nucleotide messenger RNA. The record is from the annotation of a GenBank genome assembly. Lineage: Eukaryota; Fungi; Ascomycota; Pichiomycetes; Serinales; Debaryomycetaceae.